AUGCAGCCCUUCAUCGUGCUUUUCACCUGGCUGAUGGGAACGGCCUACGCGGCUCCGGCUUUCUUCGACAACAUUUACGACUACUCCGACGAACUGGCAGAGUUCUACAGCAAAGUGAGCAAGUAUAUCGAUGAUUCAAAGGAUGUCUUGACUGCAACAACAACGUGCGAUCCUUCCAAGAUAAGUCUACCGGCCUUUGCAUCCGGAUUGCCCUCGCCCGGCAAUCAGAAGCCACUAUAUGUCGCUGUUGGCCGCGGAACACAGGUUAGCAACAACUGCACAUCCAGAUCACACAUUCGUCGCAUGGCUAAUGUAGCUGAUCCCACGCAGAAUUACAGUUGCGCAACCUCAACCACACACUCGAAACCGGUGGCCAUAGGUGCCGUCGCAAGUCUUUACAACGCAACAUGCAUUGCAGCAGGCUAUUCCGACAUGAUAGACAUGCUCCCUAACAUUGUCUAUAAGCUGCAGCUACCCACCAACUCAUGGGCGACUCUACCUUAUGCCAACCUCAAUCUUCUUGGUCAUCAUUUCUUCGAGGGUUCGGUCCCCGUUUUCAAUCUCGACACAACUCCGCAACAGCAGUACGGUAUAGUUUAUACAAAGAAGAAAGCCGACCUGGCUGCACCGCCUUCUGCAGUCCAAGGUGCCAAUGGUGCGGUUGCAUGGCUCUACCUGACGAGUACAGAGGGCACAGUUGGAGACUACGAGAGUGUCUAUCGAGUAGACACUGCCGGGGGAUCACCGCCGAAGACCUGCGAGAACCAGCCCUCAGUCAUCACUGUGCAAUAUGCAGCAAAUUACUAUUUCUUUGGAAAAUGA
Messenger RNA from Aspergillus fumigatus Af293, 822 nucleotides. RefSeq lists its product as uncharacterized. The transcript has a single exon. NCBI's taxonomy places the organism in Eukaryota, Fungi, Ascomycota, Eurotiomycetes, Eurotiales, Aspergillaceae. Bases 1 to 822 code for a protein of 273 amino acids. The record is from RefSeq and is a predicted model, not a curated record.